This is a messenger RNA of Schistosoma spindalis, 4573 nucleotides long. NCBI's taxonomy places the organism in Eukaryota, Metazoa, Platyhelminthes, Trematoda, Strigeidida, Schistosomatidae. The record is from the annotation of a GenBank genome assembly.
UCGUAGUUCAGGUGGAUAGUCAAAAUAUUCCAUUCAUUUUUCCUUUUUUUUAUUUAAUAAUUGUAUUCGUUUUAUAGCAUCAUGAGUGCAACUGUUAAAAGACCGUUUGGGUUAUUGAUCUUAUUGUUUUGGAGUUACUUCUUCACUUCGCUAGCUCGGAGAACCAUACAGAAUAUAUAUCCUAUAAUUCCAGUAGAAUAUAAAGGAACUAAAUCAAAUACUCAUUUAGGUUCCAUAAUUACUGCUCAAACAUUGGGUUACACAGUUACCAAAUUAAUUGGUGGGAUUCUUAUGGAUCACUUAAAUCCACUUCGAAUUUUUGUUUACUCUCUGAUUUCAGCCUCAGGUUCACUGUUUCUUCUAUCAGUUUCAUCUCAUCAUAUAGUUUGGUUAGUAUCCUAUGGGUUAACCGGUUUGGCACUUGGUUCUACUUGGCCAGCCAUAUCAAAGACACUUCGUACAUCUGUGGCUUCUCAUGAAUUAGCCACUUGGUGGGGAUUAAUAUCAUCGUCUUCUAACCUAGCUGGUUGCAUGGGUUCUUGGAUAUCUAUCGUUAUUUCUUCAUAUGCAACAACAUUUCUCGGUGAUUUAGCAUGGAGAGCUCCGUUCAUUUUUGUUGGAGCAUGUUGCAUAAUAUCAGCUUUACUUCUCAGUGUUUAUCUGCGUUCGCGAACCAUGGAUACUCUAAAUAAAAUUGAUUCUAAGACUAUACCAACUAAAUAUUUUGGUCCUUCUAAAAUAACAUUAUCUAACCAAUUAUUGGGGAAGCAUCUCAACUCAGAUGUAAAACACAGAAGCUGUGAUGAUACUUGUCAAAGUCUAAUAUCCACUUCAAAAUUGGGUCAAAACAGUUAUGAUACAAGUAAUCAAGAAAAACGUUGUAACGAAAAAACUAACCGAUUAUCUAACAACUGUCAAGAUAAAGAUUUUACUGAAAAUCACGAUAAUGGUGUGAAAGUUCAACCCAUUAAAGUGAAUAUUGUUAAUCAAGUAUCAAAAUUGUUUCGUAUUUUAAGCCCAAGACAACGUUUAUUGUUGGGUACAUCUGCUAGUGUUCACAUGUGCAGUACAUUUUUACGUUAUGCAAUAGGCGAUUGGAUUGCAAUUAUGCUUUUAAGUAAUAAACAUGGUUACUCACAAAAUACCGCUUAUUUAGUUGCCAGUAGUUACGAAUUAGGUGGAAUAUUUGGGUCUAUGUUAGUUGGAAUAGUAGCUGAUUUGAAUAUGUUUUCUAGAGUUUCUUCAUGGCCUAGUCGUCGGAUUCCAUUAAUAAUCAUACAAAUGUUAAUUGCUAGUGGUACCUUAAGUUGUCUAAGUUGGAUUACCAAUCAUAGUGCUUCUUUAACUAUACUCCUCAUUGUCAGCUUGGUACUUGGUAUUACUGUUAUCGGGACAAUUGCUUUAUGUGGUGUUUUAGCUGUUGAACUUGCUCCACCUGCUUUUAGCGGUACUGCACAUGCGUUGAGUGCUUUGACUGCGAAUUGUGAGUGAUUAUUUUUACGUGACUUUUUUAUAUGCGAAUCAACCAUGCAGGUCAAGAAAAAAAUGAAUCUUUGGUAAAUGUUAUUUUAAAGCAUUCACCUAAUAGUUUUUAGUCUAACCACUUAAACAGAAGUAGAUUAAUCGCGAAUUCAAUCAGCACCUUUCAGCUGAAUUUUUCAAAUAUGAUCGACUUGAAAAUAAUUAUUUCACUUUACUAAUUAUAUAUUUACUCUUUAGGCAACCAGGAACUGACAACUACACACACACCUUUAACAGUACUCAAAAUCACCUCAAAUCACUAAUUACACUAGGGUUUUUAUUUUAAUUUGCAAUUCAGUCACGUGAGCAAAUUUUUUACCUACUUAUGACUGUUAACCCUCGUGUAGAGGCAUAGGCCACCCACCAGUAUUUUCCAUCAAGCUCUGUUUUGGAAAAUUCUUUCCAGUCGCCGUUUGUCCUUUUCAUGUCUGCUUCCAGUUCCCGGUGCAAUGUGUCCUUUGAUCUUCCGCUUUUUCGCUUCCCUUCAGGAUUUCAAGUUAGUGCUUGCCUCGUGGUGCCGCUUGAUGAUUUCCUCAAUAUAUGUUCUAUACACCUUCAUCGUCUUUUCUUAAUUUCCUUUUCAUAUGGAAGCUGGUUUGUUCUCUCCCACAGUAGAAUUUUUCUGAUGGUAUCCGACUAACAGAGAUUGAGUAUCUUGUAUAGACAAUUGUUUAUAGAUACUUGUACAUUUUUGAUGAUGGUUGUGGUAGUUCUCCAAGUUUCAGCUCCGUACAUUAGAACUGUCUUGACGUUCGUAUUGAAGAUUCUGACUUUGAAAUUGAUUGACAGUUGUUUUGAGUUCCAUAUGUUCUUCAACCGUAGGAAUGCUGUCCUUGUUUUGCUGAUCCUUGGUUUUACGUCUGCAUCAGAUCCUCCUUGUCCAUCGAUAAUGCUGCCGCGAUAGGUAUGUGAAAGAUUGUACCUCUUCCAGAGCUUCUCCAUCAAGUGUGAUUGAGUUGCUGUUCUCCGUAAUAUGUUUGAUGAUCUUGCUUCUCCCUUGUGUAUGUUGAGGCCUACUGAUGCAGGGUGAGCAAUUUAAUGUAAACUAAACUCCGUUCGUAUGUAUGAUUGAAUAGUAAUUCCUUAGAUAUUAGGGCAAGCUUUUCCACUUUAAACCGAAGUUUCGCAUAUAGAAGAAUUUCCCAUUUAAUCGGAAUGGACUCGUAUGAACUCAUACAUUCCGUUGAUGAAUUUCCUACACACAAUCCCUUGUUUUUGUUGUAUGUUUAUUCUACUUAGGCACUCCAAACUAAAAUGAAAUAGCUGUCUAGUGCUCACUGGUUGUCAAUUAUUUGUUUGCUGAUUUCAGUUUGUGAUAAAAAAAAUUAACUUUACAUUGGGUUAUCUUGACGAAGCCCUCACUUAAAUUAUUUGUUUAGUGUUGAAAAAUCCUUCAAAAAUGUUGUGGGGAAUUAGUCACUUAAUAUUUUGAAUUUUGACUGUCUUUUGACAUAUUUCUAAUUUUCCUGACUGUAGUUGAACAGAUUAAUUGGACUAAUAAAUGAUUUUUCUAAAGGAUUGUUCUACUUUGUUGACUUUACUAUUUUAUACAUUUUUUCGAGAAUUUAUUUCAAGUCCUAUGUUUUAUCAUGCAUCAGUUAACGUAGUCGUACAAGAUUACAUUUAUCAGUGGACAACAUCAGUGUACUAAAUACCUUACUUCUUAAAUCAAGAUUAUUAUCUAUAUAUUUCAGUUGGUGCUGUCUUGGCUGGUUACCCAUUUGCUCUGUUGGCUGAACAUAUCAACUGGUCUGGUGCCUUUCUUGUUGCUGGGAUAGUAUGCGGACUUUCCGUUAUUCCACUUUCAUGUUUUUGAGAUUUCCAACUCAUAUGUUCUCUUACGAAUGUAGAUUAUUCGACAGUAGUUUUUAGAUGAUGUGCACUCUUUUUUCUCAUUUUUAACAUUUCUUGGCAUAACACGUCGAAUAUCAGAUUAAUAUAAACUUUCCUGGUUGUGUAAUUCCUUGUUCCUACACCAAUUCUGCAUUUCAUGGAGUUACAAAACCAUACUCUUGUUCCGAAUUAUAUUUUUUGCCAAUGGGAGUGUUUACACUUUAUUUUUACUCAAAUUCAAAUAAACAAUGAUUUGGUGAGUUGAUAUUUAUUUACCACUGAAUAUCUCAAUACUCUAAAAUGUAGGUGUUCCGUCCCCAUUGUUUAGUUGGAAUACUGUUUUCGACCAAUACUAUUGUUCGGUUUCAAUAUUGCUAAAGAAAUCCUGAGUUGCUGCCCCUUACUACUAUAUGUGUUGCAGUAGUAAACUCAUCACAAAAUCAAGGAUUCCAUCGUUUAUAAAAUAUAAGGAGUGGAUACACCUGAGUGGUAAAUACUUACGGAUAAAGAUCGGCUGUGUCUGAUUUUAGAUUCUUUGGUUAACCACUUUAGAUGUUUCCGCAUUCGGUCUAAGGAAAUCUGUUAAUGAUUGGGGUACGUAGUAUGUCAUUGGGAGAGGACGAAAAAGUAUGCAGAAAAGGUUACAGUAAACUGACUGGUGAUUUCAGAAGUCAGGUCUUGGGAAUUUUGCAGACCAGGAAUAAUAAUUCAUGCAAAAUCGUAUCCGAAUUUAUGGGGUUACGUGUAUUGAAAUUAUCAAAAUAAUGUGAUGAAUAUAGACAGAUCUCAGUUGUUGAUCCUGUACUAGAACAGCUUUAGAGUAGUAAUAACUGAGGCCUGGUAUGGACAGAACAGAUUUGCAAUUGACUACGUUUCAAUGGUACAUUGGUCAACAGGUUUCUUAUAAUUUUGGUGGGGCCUACUUCAGUAUGUAUCCAAAUCUUAGACAUUAUGGUUGGAGAAAUUAUCUUUGUUAUCAGACUUGGAACUGUAUCACAGGAUUCCGGAUAUUUUGUCUUGAUGAUGUACUUUAGCUGCCAAACCGUGACUAUCGGAUCUCAUAAUUCAGGUUCAGAAAUCAUAAUCUCAUGUAAACUCACAGAUAUGUAGGGAGCAACAACCUCACACAUGUUUGUAUGUACGUAAAUCCCACAUGCCUACGUUCUAUAUAACAUCCCUUUUUUCCCUCUGCAUGAGAUACUUAAUUUAUCUCCCUCCG